This is a messenger RNA of Lodderomyces margitis, 954 nucleotides long. Its product is annotated as deoxyhypusine monooxygenase. Bases 1 to 954 code for a protein of 317 amino acids. Gene Ontology annotation, biological process: peptidyl-hypusine biosynthetic process. The transcript has a single exon. The record is from RefSeq and is a predicted model, not a curated record. Lineage: Eukaryota; Fungi; Ascomycota; Pichiomycetes; Serinales; Debaryomycetaceae. Gene Ontology annotation, molecular function: deoxyhypusine monooxygenase activity.
AUGUCGGAAGAAAUCCAAAUCAAGGACGCCAGUUUGGAACAAUUGAGAGAUGUUCUUAUAAACAAACCCAAUGACAUUGCCUUAGCCGAUAGGUUCAGAGCAUUAUUCAACUUGAAAUCAAUCGGGUCAGAUAGUGAGGAUAAAGAGGCUGCUCACAAGGCUAUAAAGUACAUCGCAGAGGCUUUCAAAGAUGAUUCAGAGUUGUUAAAGCAUGAAGUAGCUUACGUUUUGGGACAGACUAAGGACUUGUAUGCCGCUUCCUUCUUGAGAGAUGCGUUGACUGACAAGAACCAGCAAGUUAUGGUAAGGCAUGAAGCGGCCGAGGCUUUGGGUGCCCUUGGCGAUGUCGACUCUUUGCCAUUAUUAGAGGAUUACUACAAAAACGACCCAUCGUUGGAAAUCAAACAGACUUGUGAACUAGCCAUUGAGAGAAUAAAAUGGGAGAAUUCUGAACAAGCCAAAACUGAAAAAUUGGAAAAGUCAUUGUACGAAUCCAUUGACCCUGCCCCUCCUUUAGCCGUGGACUCCAACACGUCUGCUGUCGAAAAACUACAGGCUAUCUUGAAUGACCAGGAAAAGCCUUUAUUUGAGAGAUAUAGGGCGAUGUUUAGGUUGAGAGAUAUUGGUACCGAUGAGGCUUGUUUGGCUUUAGCUUCCGGAUUUGUCGACCCCAGUGCGUUGUUCAAGCACGAAAUUGCCUACGUUUUUGGUCAAUUAUGUAACCCUGUUACCGUCCCAUCUUUGAUUAAGGUGUUGAAAGACGAGUCGGAAGCCGGUAUGGUUAGACACGAAGCUGCUGAAGCUUUAGGUAGUAUUGCUACCGACGAAUGUUUGCCUGUGUUGAGGUCUUUCCUCAAUGACCAAGAACAAGUGGUUAGAGACUCUGCUAUUGUUGCCUUGGACAUGUAUGAGUAUGAAAAUUCCAAUGAGUUGGAAUACGCAACGGUUAAAUAG